AUGUCUGUGCACAGUGCAAGAGGAGGACCAGAAAGCAGAUCAUUCUCUGCUGCCAGCUCAAAGUCAGCGUCGGCCAAGGGGAAGGGCUCCGAGGAGGAGGAGGGCCGUCGGCACAGUAAAAGGAGCCUCAGCAACAGCUCAGUGGUGGCCGCUGCCUACAUUUCCUACCUCAACAAACUCUUUGGACAGGAGAGAGAGCUGAUGCCAGAGGAGUUAGAUGAGCUCCAGGAGGCCUUUAAGGAAUUUGACUACGAUGCGGAUGGCUUCAUCCAUUACAAAGACAUCGCAGAAUGCAUGAGGACCAUGGGCUACAUGCCUACAGAGAUGGAGAUCAUAGAGAUCAUCCAGCAAAUCAAGAUGAAAUGGGGCGGUCACGUAGACUUUGAGGAUUUCUGCCAGUUAAUGGGGCCGAGGAUGCUGGCUGAGACGGCUCACAUGGUCGGGCUGAAGGAGCUCCGCUGUGCCUUCAAACAGUUUGACUGUGAUGGUGAUGGAAAGAUCACGCUUGAUGAGCUGAAGGAGGGUAUGAAGACCCUCCUGGGGGAGAAACUGAAGAAAGGCGAGCUGGAGGAGAUCCUCAGCGACAUUGACCUCAACAAAGACGGCAACAUUGACUUUGAUGAGUUUGUUAUGAUGCUUUCUGCACGCUGACGUCUGAUAGAAGAAGUUGGAGCAUACAUCACAGGAUCGAGCUGGGCUCUGUUGGGAAAAGGUGAUGUCACAAACUACAACGCACCAAUCAGAAUUAACAA
Messenger RNA from Anoplopoma fimbria (sablefish), 752 nucleotides. RefSeq names its product calcium binding protein 4 (gene cabp4). The transcript is spliced from 8 exons. The record is from RefSeq and is a predicted model, not a curated record. Bases 1 to 651 code for a protein of 216 amino acids. Lineage: Eukaryota; Metazoa; Chordata; Actinopteri; Perciformes; Anoplopomatidae. Gene Ontology annotation, molecular function: calcium ion binding.